Rhizophagus irregularis DAOM 181602=DAOM 197198 is the source of this 2000-nucleotide messenger RNA. RefSeq lists its product as uncharacterized. The record is from RefSeq and is a predicted model, not a curated record. NCBI's taxonomy places the organism in Eukaryota, Fungi, Glomeromycota, Glomeromycetes, Glomerales, Glomeraceae. Gene Ontology annotation, cellular component: Cdc73/Paf1 complex. Gene Ontology annotation, molecular function: RNA polymerase II C-terminal domain phosphoserine binding; DNA binding.
UUUGUUCAAUGUUUUCUUUUUAAUCUUUUUUUAAGCAAAUAAUGUCUGAUAUAGAAGACGAAAUUCUUGCACUCACUGGUGAUGUCGGUGAAAAUUCAAAACGUUCCGAACAAGCUUCUGAACCGGGUGGUUCACAGUCUGGAUCUGGUGAAGAAGAUACACGUACUUCUCAAAAAAGGAAGAGUAGAGGUUCAAGAUCUCCAUCGCCUGAAGACGAAUACUUUGAGGAUGGUGGUAAGGAUAAACGCCGAAGAGGUUCCCCUGGAGAAUAUGGGCCAGAUUUGUAUCAUGAUAGAAAUGAUAGAGAAAGAUUGGGAAACUUAAACGAACUUGCACGAGAAAGGAUCUUGGCUGACAGAGCCGAAAAGAAACAACACCACUUGGAUCUGCAUGCAGUCCAGCAGUUAUUUGAUCCAUUAGAUGAUAAAUCUAAGAGAUCUUCACGAGCGAAAAAGGCAAGCAAAAAAAAAUUUAAUGAAUUCAAACGUCGACGUGCAGAAAAGGAACAAAAAACAAAAUCUGGUUCUCAAAGUCCUGAACUUGAGCAUGCCUCAUCAUCAAAUGAUGAAUAUGAAGGGGAUGGCGAAAAAGAUAGUACUCAUGAAGAUAUUACACUGCAAGAAUUAAGAACCAUCCAAGUAUCCCGGCAUAUGCUUGUAAAUUGGAUGUUCGCUCCAUUCUUAGCUGACGCCAUAGUAGGAUGUUACGUUCGAUUGCAUAUUGGAGAUAGAGAAGAUAAACAAGUGUAUCGUUUGUGUGAGAUUGAAGGUGUCGAGGCUACAGAAAACAAAUAUUACGUUGACAAGACUAUUACAAAUAAAGUGCUCAAACUUAGACAUGCUGAUGCUGUUAAAUGCUGGCCUAUGGAUAUUGUAUCCAAUCAAUAUGUUGAUCAAUCCGAAUUUGAGCGUUGGUUAAUUACUAUGAAACAUCAUAAUAUGGAAUUGCCAUCGAAAGAACAUACUUCUCGCAAACAAGAAGAUUUAAAUAGGGCUAAAGAGUAUAUACUUACAGAAAAAGAUGUUGAAAAUAUUGUUCAACAAAAGAAAGCCCUACGCGGCGAAAAGAAAGAGUUGACGAUCGAAAAAUCAAAUUUAACAACUCUCAAAUAUUUUGCAGAGCUUAGAGGAGAUAUAAAGGAAGCUAAAGAGUUAGAUGCAAGGAUACAAGAGAUUAGCGAAGAACUUGAAUCAAAAUUUGCCGAACGUGAUCCAACUGAUGACGUUUGGGCACGUAUUAAUGCGAGAAACAAAAAGCAAAAUAAAGAGGAUGCCCGUGCAGCGGAGCAGCGCAAGAUUGAACUUGCCAAAGGAAUCAGAAAAUAUGUUCCUCAUGAGAUUAAGAAAGAGCCUAACGUCAAAAAGCCCAAAGGGGAAGGAUUUGAGGACAAUGACCGGACAGUUAGAAUGUGCGAGUUUAAGAAAUUAAUUUAUAUUUCCGAUAUUCCACUCAAUUUAAAGACAGAUCCCUAUUGGAAUUAUGGUGAGGAGAAUGAGAAAGUUGUAGCGGAAUAUUCCAUUAAAUAUUCGCAAUUCCGCGAAAAUAUUGAUUCUAAUCAAUCCCUAUCCUUUCGGGAUCUAAUGCAAAGAAAUCAAUCUGAACAAAUGAGCCUUCUAUCACAUAUGCUUUAGUGGAUUCUAAUUUAAAUGUUUUUAUAAUAUAAUUAUAAAAUUUACAAAUAAAUUAAUUGAUUUGCUCGAUUUAUAUAAACUUUAAAUACGAUCGGGUUUCAUUAUUAUUAAAAAAUCUAAAAUUUUGACAAAGUUCAAAAUGUAAAAGAAAAAUCACAUUUAUAACUUAUUUAUAUCGUUAGUUCACAUUCAAUAAUUUCAUUAGGGACAUUAGAAAAGAUGGAACCGCUUUUAUUAAUUUUAAUAUUAAAGGAUUUGAUUGUGAAGGAAAAUUGAAAAAGUUGAAAAGGAAAUAUUGGUUUUUACUUCAGAGUCAAAUAAAAAAAUUUUUUGGAUUUUGGUAAAGAACCUAGUACUGUCAUCUUAUUU